GGCAGGUUUAUUACUGUCAGCAUGGAGCAAAGUCCUCCAGCAGGCCUCCACACAGCACCAGCUGUUUGGCGCUCUCUCUUCACCCCCGUUCCCACUCUCCUGUCCCAGGGCAUCCACGGCUAUGAGUGACAGGUCGGGGCGGUCCAUGUACCCCCUCUCCUCAUGACCAUGAAUGUUCCAAGAUAUCACCAGGAAAACCCACAGCCUAUGGCCCCGCACCCCGCUGGGUACGCGCAGGACCUGCCGACACAGGACGGCCCGUCAACAUCAGGGGAGCUGAAGGCAGACCCUGAUGUGCGUCCGGAGCAGGAGGAGGCAUGUCCUGUGUGUGGCGAUCGAGUGUCCGGAUACCACUAUGGGCUCCUGACCUGCGAGAGCUGCAAGGGCUUCUUUAAGCGCUCUGUGCAGAAUAAUAAGCGCUACACCUGCGCUGAGCGGCAGAGCUGCCCUAUGGAUCCAGCUCAGAGGAAGAGGUGCCCCUACUGCCGCUUCCAGAAGUGCCUUGCUGUGGGCAUGAAGAGAGAGGCUGUGAGGGCAGACAGAAUGAGGGGUGGACGGAACAAAUUUGGACCUCUCUAUCGUCGGGACAGGCAGCUCAAACAGCAAAGAGGGGGCUUCCACCAAGCCAGCACUGCCCACUACAGGAUCAAACUAGAAGGACCACAAGCACCUUUGCCUGCCCUAUCACAUGACUUUCACCUGCUGCCCGGCCCUUUCCCAGCGGCACUUGGCCCUGACCCCUUCCACCAGUCACAGCCCAUUUCCCCCACAGUCAGCCAACCUGAGCUCCCAGUGGUGUUGGAUUGCACCAUGGCCAGAGAAAGAGCACUGACUGCUGCAGGCCUUCCCUAUGGCGGACUUUACCACCCUGGUUUCCACGGUUACCCUCAUGAGAAGAGGGAGAUGGCCUAUAGCUACAGUUCGGCCUCUGUGACGCCCCUGACCCCAGGUGCAAUACACAGUGUUCCCACACCGGUGCUCACGCCCCCUUCCACACACACACCGACGUCCACUCCCACUCUGACCCCCGACCCCCCAGCAUCCAGCACAAGCUUCCUGAGCGAGCUGCUGCAGGGCGAGCCAGAGGAGUCACAGGUCAGCGCGCGGGUGGUAGCCAGCCUGCGGAGAGAGCAGGCCAGCCGUGGCAAACAUGACCGUCUCAACACCUUCAGUAUCAUGUGCAAGAUGGCUGACCAGACGCUGUUCGGGCUGGUGGAGUGGGCCCGAAACUGCACGCUGUUCAAGGAGCUUAAGGUGGAGGAUCAGAUGGUGUUGCUGCAGAGCUGCUGGAGCGAGCUGCUGGUCCUGGACCACCUGUGCCGACAGGUGGCUUAUGGGAGAGAUGGCAGCAUCUACCUGGUUACAGGACAACAGAUUGAGGUGUCUACAGUGCUGUCCCAGGCUGGGCCGACGUUGAGCAGUCUGGUCUCCAGGGCGCAGGACCUGGUGUCUAAGCUCAGGGCGCUCCAGCUGGACAGACAAGAGUUUGUCUGUCUUAAGUACCUUGUUCUCUUCAACCCAGAUGUGAAGUCUGUGCAGGACCGACAGCAGGUGGAGCGCACGCAGGAGCGGGUGAACAGAGCUCUAAUGGAACACACCCUGCAGACUCACCCCGGCCACUCCGACAAGUUCGGCCAGCUGCUGCUCCGGCUGCCUGAAGUGCGCAGCAUCAGCCUGCAGGUGGAGGAGUACCUGUAUCAACGCCACCUGCUGGGCGACCUGCCCUGCAACUCACUGCUCACCGAAAUGCUGCACGCCAAGCACACCUGACACAGCCUUUCUGCAACUUGUUAGAAUAUUUAAGUGCCUUGCUGUCUUUUAAUCCCCCCAGUACUAAAGCACUCAGGACAGCAACCAAACACACAUACCGUAGUUUGCAAAAGUCAGAGACCAUCCUUCAUUGUUUUAACUACCAAGGUAAACGGCCACUAAGUACAGCUCAUACAUUUUUCUGGAUGAGGAUAUUAGAUAUAAGAAAAUCCACUUGCAUAAGAAAGUCAAAGAAAAAUAAAACAGGAAUUUCCAAUACAGGAGUUCAAAAUAUUAUUCGAAACAACAAUGAAAGACCUGGUUGACCACAAAAACUGUCCCCCUCUGAUAAACAGGACUUAAAGCUUUCAUCUUUGAAAGGAUCAGAUUUUAAAAAAAUCCACAGGUGUUUCUGUCCAUCCUUCCACUGUGAGAAGACAACUCAACACUAUGGGUCUGAAAGGAUGUGUGGCUGUCAAGAAGCUCUUACUCCAGUAACACUUUAUUCAGAGUGGUCCUUUGUAGUUGAUUAAUUAACUCUUAAAAGAUUAUCAGUAACACAUCAACAUUACAGUGAAGUGGCAGCAGUGAAGCAUCUGAAUACACUGAAGUAAAUAUCUUGUAGAUGUUCUGCUGAUACAUUACUUACAUUAAGUAGUAUUGUAAAUAUGUUACUUCCAUUACACAAAACCCAACCUUCACCCUGGCCCUAAUCCUAACCCUAACCUCAACCUCAACCCAGAACCUAACCCUAACCCUCAUCCUAAAACCUAAUCUUAACCCUCAUAUGUUUGACAAGUUACUGAAAGUCCGUUGAGUUUGUUUUAUCUAAAAAGGACCACUCAAAAUAGUGUCACCAAAUAUCCCUGCAGAUUUCUUUGAAAAACAUUGUCUCUCAAAAAGAACGGAAGCUGUAAUAAAGACAAAACGUGGAUACACUAAAUACUGAAAAAUAGUAUAUUUAGUUGUUGAGACUUCUGUGUAAUUUUCUGCUGAAUAUGUUUUCUAUUUCUUCUUGUACUUAAUGGCCAUUCUGACUGGAAAUUACAUAAAUUAAGGGUCGUCUCUCACUUUUGGUCACCAUCUCUGGUCUUGGAGAUUUACCUUCCAACCACAAUCUGUUUCAGCUAAUUAACGUCUUCAGAAGACCUUGAUUGGCUGCAUCAGAUGCAUCAGUGAUAGGUGAGCAUGUAAAAUGCAGGUAGGAGCUGACCUCUGCCAGAAAGUACAUUUCCAGAAGAAGGGUUUGUGUCCACUAAUCUUCACAGUAAGUGGGAGGACUCAAACACUGCCCUUUGUUAAAAAAAACACCCACUGUACAUCCCUCAAUCACACACACUCAUUACAGACAGUGCAAUAUUCCUGUAAUUAAUGUUCAUAAGAAUGUACUAGAAUAAAGUGCAUCUGUGAAUCAA
Colossoma macropomum (tambaqui) is the source of this 3164-nucleotide messenger RNA. It is a transcript of the gene nr5a5, whose product is annotated as nuclear receptor subfamily 5, group A, member 5. Gene Ontology annotation, cellular component: RNA polymerase II transcription regulator complex. The record is from RefSeq and is a predicted model, not a curated record. The transcript is spliced from 7 exons. Bases 163 to 1770 code for a protein of 535 amino acids. Lineage: Eukaryota; Metazoa; Chordata; Actinopteri; Characiformes; Serrasalmidae. Gene Ontology annotation, molecular function: zinc ion binding; RNA polymerase II cis-regulatory region sequence-specific DNA binding; nuclear receptor activity. Gene Ontology annotation, biological process: hormone-mediated signaling pathway; regulation of transcription by RNA polymerase II; tissue development.